UCUUGACUUUUUUCCGUACGACUCAUCGUUUCGCAUUAAAAAAUAUAUCCAUUCCGCUACAUUAGCCACUGUGCUAAAAUUAAAAAAUAAUAAAUUUUAGGUUUAGGACAUAUGUUCAUAUAAAGUUUUUUUCUUAAAAUGGAUCCAAGAAUCACCCCCUUAAAUAUAAGCAUGUCUUUAUGGACCACCCUGUAUACAGCUAAAACCUUUCUUUUCACAUUUUUUUCACUUUUACUUUGUAUCAUUUUUACAGAAUUCUUAUUGUAUGUGAAUAAAAUUCCUUCUUACAUGUAAAACAACGAUAACUUCUUUUUUUCUAUAAAUCGAUUAUUAAAUUCCAUAGUUAACGCAAAGCAAAAAAAUGAUAACAGUUUUAAGAUGCCAUCAUAACAGUAUAAAUGCAACUAUUAGUGUUUCAAUUCAAGCAAAAUGCGUUUACUUCUGCUUAAUCUGCUUGGCUGUCUCGUAGUACCACGUGUGAUUGCAAUGGAUGAAACUCAUACAUUGAAGACUAAAUACUUGGAUGUUCCGCUGGAUCAUUUUUCAUCCUUGCCGAACGUAACCUUCAAACUAAGAUAUUUAAUAAACGCCGAUCAUUACGUUCGAAAUGGGCCGAUUUUCGUCUUCACCGGGGGUCAAUGCAACAUCGAAACCUCAGCGGAAAACACCGGUUUCCUGUUUGACGUGGCCCCGCAUUUCAACGCGUUGGUGGUUUUUAUCGAACACCGAUACUACGGAAAAUCACUACCCUUUGUAAACAUUUCCUACACUAACUACGAGCAAAUGAAGUAUCUAACAGUCGCUCAGGUUCUGCAGGACUAUGCAUUAGUAAUCGAAGCAUUACGAAAAACCUACAUAAGCCACGCGAAUUACACGAAAACGGAGAAUAUAAUCGCUUUCGGUUCAUAUUACGGCGGUAUGCUGGCGAGCUGGUUGAGAAUGAAGUACCCGUUUGCUGUUAAGGGUUCCAUCGCAUCGAGCGUGCCUCUCUUCCAUUUCCAGGGAUUUCCUGGCUGCGAUACCUUCUACGAAAAAGUUACAUCAGUUGUCCAGCAACUCGGGCUCGGAAGGUGUAUUAAAACGAUCAAAUUGGGAUGGAUGGUUUUAUCGAGCGCCUUCACAACACCUUCAGGUUUAGACUACGUCUCGACGAAUUGGAGACUGUGCAAACACCUCCGCACUAACGCCGAUGCGGAUGCUUUGCUGGACUGGUUAAGGGACGUUUACGUGCAAUUGGUGCUCUUCAAUUACCCAUUCACUUCUAAUUACUACAGGCCUCUGCCUCCCUACGCCCUGAAGACCUUCUGCGACAAAAUAACCACCGUCGUGUUCACCGACUCCAAGAGCUUAAUAGAAGCCUUCGGCAAUGCCCUCGAGUUGUACACGAACUACACUAAAGCCACUGCUUGCGUCGACAUCGGCGAGAAGCGCGACGAGAUCAUGUGGAAAUACCAAACCUGCACCGAGCUCGUCAUGCCUUCGUGCACGACCAGCAGGGACAUGUUCGCGAACGAGCGCGGCUACGAGAAGUACCGGCAGGAUUGCCGGGCGAGAUUCGGCGUAGCGCCCAAGCGCGAUUGGAUCAAGUCCACCUUCGGAGGCCACGACUUCGAUUACUAUUCGAAUAUGCUGUUCGCCAGCGGCGCUUUGGACCCCGUCGCUGCGGAGCGCAUCUAUUUCGACAAUUCGACCACCUCUUCCUCGUUGAUCUCGUACCAAAUCGAACAAGCGCCCCAUUUGAUGGACUUCAUGAGCGCCGAUCCGGCCGAUAAUGUUCACGUUAAGCAUGCGAGGAAGUUUUACGCGCAGGUUUUGAAGAAGUGGCUGCAAUUGUAGUUGAUUUUCUAACCCGCUUAAUUAAUGUGGGUUUGAAUUAUCCAGUAUUAGUACUUAUGGUAAUAAAAUCUAUUUAGUUUGUAUUCAUUAAGAGAGUGAGAACGAAAUAAAGUCCUUUUUGUUGUUACAUAUGUUUUCUGCCACGUACCUAUGUUUUUGUAUUUUGUAUGACGAAAAAUAAGAUAAACAAU
This is a messenger RNA of Phyllotreta striolata, 2027 nucleotides long. NCBI's taxonomy places the organism in Eukaryota, Metazoa, Arthropoda, Insecta, Coleoptera, Chrysomelidae. The record is from the annotation of a GenBank genome assembly.